UAGGCAAAGUCAAAGUUGCAUUAAAGCUACACAUCCUAGAUUUCUCCACCCCAAUUUUCAACAUUGUUAAUGGCGUCAAUGGCGUCCAGCUCUGGAACUGCGCACGAGGAGUGUGUGAGUGAGAUCGAAGAAGAGGAGAUCGAGGAAGAGGAGAACGAGGUCCAUGUAAACUACCAAAGCAAGUACGAGCUUGGAACUAUAGCGGAGGAGGGCAGCUGGUGCUUAAGCUACGAGGAGAGAGAGAAUGUAUUAUAUGUGGCGGUAUGGAGGGAGAUCGAUGAGGCGUUGAGCAUGGACGCCUUGCUCUGGACGCUCAAAAAUGCUGUGCUUGAUCCCUCCUCGGCUUUCAUCUUCCUCAUCCACGUCUUCCCUGAGAUCAAGUUCAUCCCUUCGCCUUUGGGGAAGUUGCCUAUAAAUCAGGUGAACCCGGAGCAGAAGAAGGUGUUUUUGGCCCAAGAAAGUGGGAAGAGGAGAGAUCUUCUCCGAAAGUAUGUCAAUGUAUGCUCUGCUUCCAAUGUUAAAGUGGAGACUGUACUUGUUGAAAGUGAUAUGGAGGCUAAAGCCAUACUUGAUCUCAUUCCUAUUCUCAAUAUCACAAAGCUCAUUCUUGGAGCCAACAAGGCUACUGUGAGAAGGAUCAAGUCCAAGAAGGGGAAUGGAACAGCAGAUCAGAUAGUGCAGAAGGCACCUGAAUUCUGUGAGGUUAAGAUCAUAUGUAAAGGUAAAGAAGUUACCGAGCUGGAGAUGACAGAGUCCUCAUCUUCUUCUCCUUCUCCUUCUCCCUCGCCCAGGCUAACUCAUUCAACUCCCACCUUUGCUCAAAACAAAUACCAAACAGCAAACGACUCAGCUGCCUGCGGUUGUUUCAAAAUCUGAGUCAUGUCAAUCCAAGCACAGAUCCGCCCCAAAACUGGUUGCACUUGAAGAAUGAUAUUUGAGACUAUCAAACCUUUCUUGCUUCUUAUGAAUAUAGAAACUGUAAACAAUUUCAUUUGUCAGGUAGUAACAAGUUUGUAAAUCCUGUGUGAUCUUUUACCAUGACGACUUAUAUUUAUGUUGAACCUUUUGUCAUCCAACUUUACACAAAGCCUUUAAUUUAGCAA
Molecule: messenger RNA, 1103 nt
Organism: Salvia hispanica
Lineage: Eukaryota; Viridiplantae; Streptophyta; Magnoliopsida; Lamiales; Lamiaceae
Product: U-box domain-containing protein 33-like
Source: RefSeq, a predicted model, not a curated record